AUGAGUUUCUUCAAAUCAUUCACAAGAAGCAAUGAACCCAAUUACUCGAGAUUGGGUCAAAAUUCCGAUACCCUCCCUACUCCAGUUACACAGUCCGACAGACCAAGCUCGUUCAAAUCUACGUUAAAUAGAUUGAACCCAUUCUCGGACAAUUCAAUACAAUUACAAGAUGAAGAAAUUGUUACUUCAGAACCAGGCUAUUUUGAACUCUCUCGAUGGGACAGAAUGCUUAUAUUUGCUCUCACGUUCGGGGGCUCUUGUUGCUGCUAUUUAAUUUGUAUAUUCUUAUUUCCGAUAUUGUCCCUUAAACCUCGAAAAUUUGCCCUCCUAUGGUCACUAGGGUCGAUUUUCUUUUUGAUUAGUUUUGGAGUGUUGCAAGGUUUUAAACCUUAUAUGGAACAUUUAUUCCUGUCAACAAGACUCAUAUUUACAGUGGUUUUUGUUUCAAGUAUUAUAUUGACUUUAAUAAGCAGUGUCUCAUUGAAAAGUACCUUGUUGUCGAUUAUAUUUGCUGUAAUACAACUAGGCGCGGCACUUUGGUAUACCGUGAGUUACUUCCCUAUGGGACGUCAAACAUUAAACUUGGCUGGAACUGUUGCCAGAGGACAGGUCGACAAUUGGUUAAGUUCUUAG
Spathaspora passalidarum NRRL Y-27907 is the source of this 633-nucleotide messenger RNA. RefSeq lists its product as uncharacterized. The transcript has a single exon. The coding region runs from base 1 to 633 and encodes 210 amino acids. Gene Ontology annotation, biological process: vesicle-mediated transport. The record is from RefSeq and is a predicted model, not a curated record. Gene Ontology annotation, cellular component: membrane. Lineage: Eukaryota; Fungi; Ascomycota; Pichiomycetes; Serinales; Debaryomycetaceae.